Molecule: messenger RNA, 1440 nt
Organism: Paraphaeosphaeria sporulosa
Lineage: Eukaryota; Fungi; Ascomycota; Dothideomycetes; Pleosporales; Didymosphaeriaceae
Exons: 2
Coding region: 212-1252 (346 amino acids)
Source: RefSeq, a predicted model, not a curated record
GGCGAGACAUGACUCGCUGGUUCUGUCCUCAUCGACGAAUGCUCAUGCGACGCAAGUAAAUUCGGGCGACCUGCAUACGGAACCACGCCACCUGCUACUUUCACCUCGACACAGCCUUUUCAGACCCGACUGCCCCGCGCUGAAGCUCAUGGCCCGGUAGCGACAGAGCUUGGAGACGUAUUGCGGGAACGAAAGACACCCAGCAGCAGCCAUGGAGAAAUACUCGCAAUUCAGGGAUAAGGGCACCGCAAUCGCGCCCUUCCUCCCCAUUCCUUCGCCCCCCGCAAGCCUCUUCUGGACACCCAUUCACGCCAUCCUCUUCGCCGUCCGCCUCUUCCCCGUCCUCUCGAUCUCCCUCUUCUACUUUCUCCUCCUUGAGAUCCUGCCGAUCCCUACCACGCUCAAGAAAUGCGUCCUCUGGCUGCUCCUCGCAGUCCCUGGCGUAUGGUGGGUCGACCUGCAAGUCGACGGCGUCAAGCGCGGCCGCCUCUCUGAUAAACAAGCUGCGGGCGCGCUCCCAUCCGCCGGGGAUGUCGUCGCAAGCAGCUUCACGAGCCCGCUCGACCCGCUGUACCUCGCCGGCAUCUUCCACCCUGUGUUCGUGCGGACAUGGCCCGCCGAGAAGGGCGUGCAGGUCAUCACCCUCUGGGGCGCUAUCUGCAUGGCCUUUUCGCGCCCGCAGAUCGCGCCGCCUCCGGGCACGAAGCUCGUGCAGCUGAGCGAGCUGAGUAAGAGAUAUCCCGACAGCAUCAUCUGCGUGUUCCCAGAGAGCACAACGACCAACGGCCGCGGCAUCCUCCCGCUAUCUCCUGCGCUCCUCACGCUCGAUCCUACGUCCAAGAUAUACCCUGUCAACCUGCGCUACACCCCCGGCGACAUCACCACGCCUGUCCCCGGCGCCGCGGCAAACUGGGUCUGGAAGUUGCUCUCAAAGCCGACGCAUCAGAUGCGCGUGCGGAUUGCGCGGCCGCUGUAUAAUUCUACGUCCAUCGAUACGCCGAGGAGUGAGAAGGCGAACGCGAGCGCUGUGGACAAGAAUAUGGGGUACGAAACGAAUAUCUGGGACAGUCCGGGUUUGAGGAACGGGCUACAUGCCGGGUGGGAAGGGAAGGCGAAGGGAGAGGAGGACGGGCAGAAGAUGUUGGAUCGGGUUGGCGAGGAUCUUGCGAGGCUGGGGAGAGUGAAGCGCGUGGGGCUGGGGUUGAAGGAGAAGGUGGAGUUCGUGAAGGUUUGGAAAAGUAGGCGGAGAUAGAGAGUCGGAGCCGUCGAGAGAUUGUAGAGUGAUGGGUUUGCGGGGUGGUGUUGGGGCUGUUGUGAUGCAUUUACAGGUGCAUUGGCGAUGGAAAGUAUGGUUUGCACUAUGACUUUUUCCUGGCAGCAAUUUGGGAAGUUACAUGUAGCGAUACUUAACAGCGGGACGAUAUAUUACGCAAAAGCUCC